AUGGCAGCCCUGUCCCUUGCCACCGCGCGGGUGCCUGCAUAUGGCCGGCAUGGCUCGCUCGCCCAAGGCUCUCAGAAGUGUGCACGUACCAUCCCCAGCGUAUUCCAAGCGGGCCGCCGCGCGCACCGUGCGGGAGGGGACAGGCGCUCCUCCCAGAGGAUAUCUGCCCAGGCUCCGACGGAUGUAGGCCUCCCGCCCGAGUUCAAGACCGCCAUCGACGCCUUUGUCACGGAGAACCCGGUGGUGGCCUUCAUCAAGGGCACCAAGGAGAUGCCGCAGUGCGGCUUCUCCAACACCGUUGUGCAGAUCCUCAACACGACGGGGGUUCCCUACACCACAGUCAACAUCCUGGAGAAUGACAUGCUGAGAUCCGGUAUGAAGGCCUACUCCUCCUGGCCCACCUUUCCGCAAAUCUACAUCGGCGGGGAGUUUUUUGGCGGCUGCGACAUCAUGAUCGAGGCGUACACCAAGGGGGAGUUGAACGAGGCACUGGAGGCAGCCCUGAACGCAUGA
Auxenochlorella protothecoides is the source of this 513-nucleotide messenger RNA. RefSeq names its product Monothiol glutaredoxin-S14, chloroplastic. The coding region runs from base 1 to 513 and encodes 170 amino acids. The transcript is spliced from 3 exons. NCBI's taxonomy places the organism in Eukaryota, Viridiplantae, Chlorophyta, Trebouxiophyceae, Chlorellales, Chlorellaceae. The record is from RefSeq and is a predicted model, not a curated record.